Messenger RNA from Phacochoerus africanus (Common warthog), 907 nucleotides. It is a transcript of the gene PGPEP1L, whose product is annotated as pyroglutamyl-peptidase I like. The record is from RefSeq and is a predicted model, not a curated record. Lineage: Eukaryota; Metazoa; Chordata; Mammalia; Artiodactyla; Suidae. The transcript is spliced from 6 exons. Gene Ontology annotation, molecular function: pyroglutamyl-peptidase activity. Gene Ontology annotation, cellular component: cytosol. Gene Ontology annotation, biological process: proteolysis. Bases 1 to 879 code for a protein of 292 amino acids.
AUGGGGGAUGAUGAGCGCAAAGCCUGGAAAGCCAACACAGACACUGCCAGUUGUGUGAACCUCUGCCCCAGGGCUGUGGGAGGGCUGGGGCCCCCAAAACCUUACGGGGUGACCCUCAUUGGAGACAGAAGCUGUAGACCAGGCGGGAGGGGCCGGGCCUCUGACCCGCGCAGGCGCACAUGCGCACUCCACACAGGCUUCAUGGAUUCCCAGUGCAGCUGCGUGGUAGUGACCGGUUUUGGGCCCUUCCGGCAGCACCUGGUGAAUUCCAGCUGGGAAGCAGUGAAGGAACUCUCCAAGCUAGGCCUGGGGAGUGAUGUGGAGCUGAGGAUUCUUCAGCUACCAGUGGAUUACAGGGAAGUGAAGCAGAGGGUCACCAGAAUCUGGGAAGAUCUUCAACCGCAACUCACAGUGCACGUGGGUGUUGACCCCGCAGCUAAGGCAAUAUUUUUGGAGCAGCGAGGCAAGAACCCGGGCUACCGCGAUGCGGACAUCCGAGGCUUCCGGCCAGAGCGAGGCGUGUGCCUUCCAGAUGGCCCGGAAGUGAUUGUAUCCAGAGUCGACAUGAAGGCGGUCAGCAGGCGAGUGGAGGUGGAGGGCGUGGCGGUGGCUUUCUCCGGAGACGCGGGCAGGUACGUCUGCGAUUAUGCCUACUACCUGUCUUUGCAUCAUGGAAAUGGGUGCGCUGCGCUCAUCCACGUCCCUCGAUUAUCUCCUUGGCUACCGGCCAGCCUGCUGGGAAAAGCCCUGCAGGUCAUCAUCCAGGAAAUGCUGAAGGAGACUGAGAAAGCCAGGCUCAAGACCGGUGCACAGGAAACAGCCUUGGCGAGUCCAUUCAAGGGGAACCAACUGGGGGACUGCUCCUUUAGAGAAAAUUAAAUGUUUCAAUCCUGUGUGUAGAGUUCAA